Chaetomium globosum CBS 148.51 is the source of this 1542-nucleotide messenger RNA. RefSeq lists its product as uncharacterized. Gene Ontology annotation, biological process: Golgi localization; endoplasmic reticulum to Golgi vesicle-mediated transport; retrograde vesicle-mediated transport, Golgi to endoplasmic reticulum. Bases 1 to 1542 code for a protein of 513 amino acids. The record is from RefSeq and is a predicted model, not a curated record. NCBI's taxonomy places the organism in Eukaryota, Fungi, Ascomycota, Sordariomycetes, Sordariales, Chaetomiaceae. Gene Ontology annotation, cellular component: cytosol; COPI vesicle coat. The transcript has 5 exons.
AUGGUUGUCCUUGCUGCGUCCAUUUGCACCCGCGGCGGCAAGGCCGUUCUCGCGCGGUCAUUCCACGACAUCAAGCGAUCGCGCAUCGAAGCCCUCCUAGCGUCCUUCCCGAAGGCGGCGAACUCGGGCACACAGCACACCACCGUCGAGCAGGACAAUGUCCGAUUUGUCUACCAGCCGUUGGACGAGCUGUACAUGGUGCUCAUCACCAACAAGCAGUCCAACAUUCUGCAGGACAUCGACUCGCUGCACCUUUUCGCCCAGGUCGUGACCAGCACCUGCAGGAGUCUCGACGAACGUGAAAUCCUCAGGAAUGCCUUCGAGCUUAUUAGCGCCUUCGACGAACUGGUGACGCUCGGGUACCGGGAGAACUUGACCACCAGCCAGAUUAAGACAUUUUUGGAGAUGGAGAGUCACGAAGAGCGGAUUCAGGAGAUUAUUGCCCGGAACAAAGAGUUGGAGGCCACCGAGGAGCGCAAGAGGAAGGCCAAGCAGCUGGAGAUGCAGCGCAAGGAGUCUGGGAGGAGCGGCGGUCGCAGCGGUGGCAUGAGCCGGCCGCCCGUCUACCCGACGUAUACUCCCCCGGUGCGGCCUGCCGUCACCGAGACAUACGAUACUUACGAGGCCGAGAAGAACAAGUCCAAGUUUACCGCACCAAAGGGCAAGGGUAUGCAGCUGGGCAAGAAGUCCAAGACCACAGACAUGUUCGAACGCGUAAAGACAGAGCUGGGGCCAGUGGACGACACCCCCCUUGUGCCCGUCGCCACCCCGUCUGCCCCAGAACCGAGCGCGGCCCCUCGGAUAUCGUCGACAUUAGACCGAGACGCGAUCCACGUCACAAUCAACGAGGCCAUUACGGCCAAAAUCUCCAGAGAAGGGGGCCUGAACUCGUUCUCCGUCAGCGGCGACCUGUCGCUGCGCGUGACGGAUGCGUCGCUCACCAAGCUUAAGUUGAACCUCGAUGCUACGCCGUCGCAUGGCGCGCAGUUCCGGACCCAUCCCAACGUGGACAAGAACGCAUUCAAUAGUUCCAAGACGAUCCAAAUGGCCAACGUAGCGCGGGGCUUCCCUGUGAACAACGCCGUGGGCGUUCUCCGAUGGCGGGCGGCUCCCAAAGCGGACGAUACGAGCGUGUUACCCAUUACCUUUACUGUCUGGGUUAACAAGGGCUCGGAUGGCAACUGCACGCUGACAAUCGAGUACGAGUUGACCGGAAGCGAUACAUUGAAGGAUGUCAGCGUUGUUGUACCAUUCACAAGUGCCGAACCCUCCAUUUCCAGCUUCGACGCUGUCUACGAGGUUUCUGGCGACAGCCUGGAGUGGUCCAUCGGCACGGUCAGCGAGGAGAACCCCAGCGGGGCGUUUGAGUUUGAGGCGCAGACGGACGACGAGGACGAGUUCUUCCCGAUGCAAGUGCGGUUCUCGAAGACGACACCCUUCAUGGACGUUGAUGUCCGAUCGGUUGAGCUGAUUGAGAUGAACGAGGAGGUUACGUUCUCCAAGGAGAUCAAAUCGGUUGCCGAGGGCUAUGUAAUCGAGUAG